Molecule: messenger RNA, 767 nt
Organism: Megalopta genalis
Lineage: Eukaryota; Metazoa; Arthropoda; Insecta; Hymenoptera; Halictidae
Source: RefSeq, a predicted model, not a curated record
GAUCCAAACAUUUCGAAACCUCGCGCCCGGAAACCGGAAAUUCCUUGUCAGUUCUCUCGUAACUGUUAAAUUACUCGUCUUCAUAGUCGCCGCCGGUCGAACAACAAAAUGCUUCGAACGGAAUAUAUCACUCCUUGGGUUCGAAUGAGCGCGCACAUGGAGCACACUCGGAAGGCUGCUAAGCGAUAUCCCGUGCUGGAACCGUUCGCCCCGCGGCAUUCGAUCACGUACUUUAACAAUAAUAAAGAAGAUAGCAGGGAAUCGGCGUACAAACGUCUGCACAGUAUGGAGGAUUUCGACCCCAGCAAGCCACGAUGCGAUCGCACGAAAGCAAGCCUUUAUUGGUUAGAGAUCUCGAAGGAGAACGAAGGUCACAAGGUCCCAAUGACUUCUAAUCACUGGUACGGUCGACCGAACAGGAUCCAAGUCGACGUUCCUGAGAAGAAAUUCAAUCGGUCGAGCAGGAUGCAGGAGUUCUACAGCCGGUGCGGUAUCGCCCAAGUCCUAAUCAGCGACAGCGACGAACGACGGGCCGAAGUCUGUUAGUGACAAACGAUGGGGCGCCAUUUGUUUGUUCAACCGACGAAUGAGCCAAAUGAAAGAUUAUAAUGCACCGAAUGUCACUGCGUAAUCCGCCAUAAAUGGGUCAACAUAAUCUGUCCGAAUGACUUGGCGAAACAAUGAAUCUGCAGAUCUAAUACACGAGAAUGUCCAAAAUAUUGUAAUAAUAUUGUUGCGAAAAUAAAGAAUAAGAUUGAACUCCUCUA